GCCUCCUUGUGUUGGUGGAGAAUGUCUGGAGCAGCAUUUAAAUUCUGAGAGGGCUUCAUUGUCAGCAGCAAGAAGAGAGAGCAAGGAGUGCAGCCUUGUCUGGUACUGGACUCUCCUCAGCCAGCCGCAGACCUGGGACAAAUCAGCACCAUGAGAAUUGCAGUGAUUUGCUUCAGCCUCUUAGGCAUUGCCUGCACCCUUCCAGUUAAACAAGCUGAUUCACGGAGCUCUGAGGAAAAGCAGCUUUACCAGAAAUACCCAGAUGCUGUAGCCUCAUGGCUAAAAUCUGACCCAUCUCACAAGCAGACUCUCCUAGCACUACAGAAUACAGUGUCCUCUGAAGAAACUGAUGACUUCAAACAAGAGACCCUCCCAAGUAAGUCCAAUGAAAGCCAUGAUGACGUGGAUGAUGAAGAGGACGGAGACAACAGGGACAGCCAGGACUCCGCUGACGCCAGCGAGUCAGAUGACACGGAUCACACGGAUGACCCUGACGAUUCUGAUGAGUCAGAUGAACUAGUCACUGACGUUCCAGCAACCCCCGUGUUCACCCCAGCUGACCCUACAGGAGACACAAAUGACGGCCGAGGCGAUAGUGUGGCUUAUGGACUGAGGUCCAAAUCUAAGAAGUUCUACAGAUCUGCACUCCAGUACCCUGAUGCUAAAGAGGAGGACCUCACUUCGCAAAUGGAAAGCAAGGAGAUAGGUAAAGCACGCAAGGCCACCCUUGUUGCUCGGAGCCUGCGCGUGCCUUCUGGCUGGGACAGCCAGGAAACAAGUCAGCUGGAUGACCAUAGUCGGAGUGCGGAAACAAACAGCCAAGAGUAUUCCAAAGAAUAUACGCUGAAGGCAAAGGAUGGAAGCAAUGAGCAUGCUGAUGUGAUUGGUAAUAAGGAAGAUUCCAAAGUCAGCCAAGAAUUUAGCCAUGAAGACAAGCUAGUCUUUGUGAAAUUCCACACUUCUCAUGAAUUAGAUAGUGAAUCUUCUGAGGCCAAUUAAAAAAAUAAAAAUAUAAUUUCUUUGCUUUUAGUGAAAAGAAAAAAAUACAUUAUAGCAGGGUGGGAGAGAAUAUGAAUUGCUUAUUUCUCAGCGUAGUUAGUGAAUGUAUAUGUAUAUGGAUCUGGAAAUAAUGUUUUUGAUCAUUAGUCUAGUGUGUGGCUUCAUGGUAACACCCUUGUAAACUAAAAGGCUUCAGGGUUUGGUCUAUAUUCUUUCCAAAUAAGAAAUGCAAACUAUAACUGCCUUUUAAUGUUUGCUAUUCUUUUAUGAAUAGAAAUUUAUGUAGAAGCAAACAAAAUACUUUUUGUAGAAGCAUAGAAUACUUUUACACACGUAUAAGAGAGAAUAUAAAAUUUUUUGUCACUGUAAUCUUUUGGUUUUUUAAUUAGUGUAUAUUUUGUUGUGAUUAUUUUUGUUCGUGUGAAUAAAUCAUCUAGUUCAAAUCUACUAAGAA
Messenger RNA from Manis pentadactyla (Chinese pangolin), 1453 nucleotides. It is a transcript of the gene SPP1, whose product is annotated as secreted phosphoprotein 1. The record is from RefSeq and is a predicted model, not a curated record. Gene Ontology annotation, molecular function: extracellular matrix binding. NCBI's taxonomy places the organism in Eukaryota, Metazoa, Chordata, Mammalia, Pholidota, Manidae. The transcript has 7 exons. Gene Ontology annotation, biological process: ossification; cell adhesion; osteoblast differentiation. The coding region runs from base 151 to 999 and encodes 282 amino acids.